Messenger RNA from Cyprinus carpio (common carp), 1052 nucleotides. RefSeq names its product dolichol-phosphate mannosyltransferase subunit 1-like. The transcript is spliced from 7 exons. Gene Ontology annotation, molecular function: dolichyl-phosphate beta-D-mannosyltransferase activity. Gene Ontology annotation, cellular component: endoplasmic reticulum membrane. NCBI's taxonomy places the organism in Eukaryota, Metazoa, Chordata, Actinopteri, Cypriniformes, Cyprinidae. The record is from RefSeq and is a predicted model, not a curated record. Gene Ontology annotation, biological process: protein O-linked glycosylation via mannose; GPI anchor biosynthetic process.
GAUAAAGAAAACAUGACUGACAGCUUGUCGAAGGAAAUCACAAAAUCUGGCAUCUCUCUUCUUUUUUUAGCUUCUGAGACCGCGAGAAAAAAAACUGGGAUUAGGAACGGCUUACAUACACGGCAUUCAGCACGCGUCAGGAAACUUCAUUAUCAUUAUGGAUGCAGAUCUCUCACAUCAUCCAAAGUUUAUCCCACAGUUCAUUGAAAAACAGAAAGAGGGUGGAUAUGACCUGGUGUCUGGCACAAGGUACAGAGGAGACGGUGGUGUUUAUGGAUGGGAUCUGCGCUGAAAACUUAUCAGUCGAGGUGCAAACUUUAUCAAACAAGUGCUGCUCAGACCAGGAGCAUCUGAUCUCACGGGGAGUUUUAGGCUCUAUAAGACAGAGGUUCUUAAAAAACUAGUAGAGCAAUGUGUGUCAAAAGGCUAUGUGUUCCAGUUGGAGAUGAUUGUCCAUGCUAGACAACUGGGUUAUACUGUUGGAGAGGUUCCUAUAUCAUUUGUGGACCGUGUUUAUGGGGAGUCCAAAUUGGGUGGAAAUGAAAUUGUCUCCUUCCUGAAAGGAUUGCUCACUCUUUUUGCCACUAUGUGACCUUUGACCUCAUUUGGUUAUGUUUAGUUUUGUGAUAUAUGUUUAGUGCUUAUCACUGCAGUGGAACUGAAAUUCAUGCUUUCCAAGUAACAAGUUCAUUACGAUGAGUUAUUUGUCCCAUAUCAGGCUACAGUAAAGUAAUGUUUGGAUUGCUUGGAUUUACCACUUUCCAUGUUCCAGUUAAUUUGGUCAAUUACUAGACUAUAUUCUGAAAUGUAUAUUAAAAUGUAAAAAAAAAAAAUCUACAUUUUAAUAAAAAGGACCAAAUUUAGAUAUUUUUUUUUAACACUAUUAAAUAAAGAAAGGUUCCAAAAGGCUGUUUUUGCAGCCAUGGCAUAGAAGAACCAUUCUUGGUUCCCCAUAGAACCUUUCAGUGAAUAGAACCAUUAAUGCCAAUAAAAAUAACUUUAUUUUUAAGAGUGUGUCGUCAUAUAAACUGCAUUUUCAAGGCUAUAAUCUU